Messenger RNA from Lytechinus variegatus (green sea urchin), 3092 nucleotides. It is a transcript of the gene efcab12, whose product is annotated as EF-hand calcium-binding domain-containing protein 12-like. Gene Ontology annotation, molecular function: calcium ion binding. Lineage: Eukaryota; Metazoa; Echinodermata; Echinoidea; Temnopleuroida; Toxopneustidae. The record is from RefSeq and is a predicted model, not a curated record.
UUGUUGGCACAGCAACAACUGACGCCCGAGAAAGAAGUCCACCCAAUGCAAAGAAAUGGAAUACAAAGAUGACUUAUCUUUUGAACAUAUUUGGUGAAAGUGUUUCUGAAAGCUAAUAAAGAGAAGAGAGACCUGGCUUCAGGAUGGGAGAUGAAGAGGAGAGUCGAGGGGAACACCCCAUCACGGCAGAAAUGGAAAAGAAGAGCAAGAAACAUGGAAAACAGAAGAGGAAGAAGAAAGAGAAACACUCCAAGGGAAAUGUAAACUUCAUGGAGGACUGUUUAGAUUUUGGUUUGCUUCGACUUUUUAAUCCUGAUAGUACAGAGUUUCUUCCAAUGGAGGAACAACUUAAGUUGUACAAGCACAGAGACCUUAGCCUUACCAAGACGUAUAUCACAGCUGCCAGGGUCUUUGGUAAUCCAAGAGUUAGGAAACGUGUUCAUGUUGCUCCUAAGAUGGAUGGUGGUCAGGGUGGAAAGAGUGUGAACACAAGAAGAGCCAAAUCUGAGAUGGUGCAGGAUGGAAGACCAAGAUUAAAGCCUAUCAACAAGGAUGAUAUGGUCUUGACAGAGAGGGACAAACAAAUCAUUCACGAUAAUGAGGUUCAAGAAAGAAUGGCAGAGUAUAAGAGCUGGCUGCAUGAUCGAAUGGCACUGCGGGCUGGUCUAGAGUCCAUGGGUUUGAAAGAAUCCUGGCUUCGAGCUAAACCUGACCCUACACCUUUGGAGAGAAGAGUCCUUUUACAGUUGGAGGAAGCAAGGAGAGUUGCAGAAGCUCUGAAGUUGAAAGUAGAUGAUGUCAAGGAAGUGAUCAUCAAGACGGAAGACUUCUCUGAGAAGGAGCCCAAACCUCAGCCAGAAGGUAUGGGAAUCAUCGCCAGCUACCUGGCCAGCAAGAAACAACGUCUUAUAGAUCUGUUCUCCCAGGCUGAUAAGGACAAGAGUUGGGCUAUCACCAGAGAUGAGCUCAGGAACUGUAUCAAGGAGGCAAAGAUCCCAAUCUCAGAAACUCUAUUAAAUGAGGUGAUAGACAGCUUAGACUCAGACUUCAAUGCCGAGAUCGACUAUCGGGAGUUUGUGCGAGGCAUGGAAAGAUACCAAUUGGAAGAAAGGAAACGAAAAAUCAUAGCUGAAGAGGAGAGAAAAAGCCAGACCAAGAUCAAGUCAACCCCUGAAUGUCGGACAGGGAUUGUCCCGAUCAGUGAUCUAGCUCCAGUAAGGGAGUCUGUAUCGUCACCUGUAAUGCCCACUCAUAGAGAGGAAGACAAAAGGGAAGUUAAUACACCUGACUCAAUGGCAUCACUCCUGGAGAUACCCAAACGUGACAUUACUGAACGGAGAGCACUCAAUCCAGACGACAUGAUUGAGAAGAGGAAGAGAGAGAAAUUCAUGUCGGAUAAUUUGAAGAAGAAGAGGCUCCCACGUGUGAUCCAGAGUCCAUUGAAGACUGGAAACAAGGCCGUAGAUCUCCAUUCACAGGUAUCAACCUUAGGAGGGGAUCUAGGUGUAGAGAUCCAUGACUACAGAGCGGCUAGACUAGCCGAGUACCAUGCUAUUCUCAGGCUGUGUGAAGAGAGGGGGAUUCCCCUUACACCAAAACUACUUCAAAGAGCACUCUUGCAUCCAGGCGAUAAGCGUGUCAACCAGCUGAAGAAGCGUAUUCGCCAGCCUGGCACCCACACCAUGUCCAACAGAUUCGCUGAGCCGCCAAAGCCUCCAGAGUCCCCUGAUGAAUUCCACGACAUGGAGAAAGUUGUUGUCACCAAAUCAGGAGAAGUACUGGUCGACUCUAAGCACGUCUACCCAAAGAAACAAGACAUAUGGCCUAAACCAGAAAUGCAGAACCUUUCCAGUGGCAAAGCCUUCAUAUCUAGGAAGAUUGAUUGCUGGAUGUCUUUUGAAGAAUAUGAAAGACUGACCGGUCACCUGAAGCAGCGUUACGUCAGCCUUGAGAAUGCUCCAGAGCAUGAUGUCUUCUGGCCAGGCUUCCUCCUAGAUAAGAUCCAGCUCUGCAUGCCGGAGACCAGACCAAGGAACGAGAGGACAAGCCACGCCCUGUUCCAGCCCACCAGGGUCCGUACCAAACGCUCAAAUCCAGGUUAUAACAAUGACAUCUCUUACUGGGUGGUGAGCGAUGAGAACUACCUCAAAACUGGAGGGAUUGAUGAGAGGAAGGUCUAUAGCAUUGACUGGAAAUGAACAAUCUCCCAGAGACGUGGUGAAGCGACUUCAGUUGCUUGUUUGAUAUAUGAUCCAACAACUUUCAGUAACACCUUCACUGUCUGCUGAAUGGCAGUAACAAUAAUCAUAAUUCUUUAUGAAACAGGAUAGCUCCACACACACCAGCAGAACAUGGUAGACACUUGUAGACACCUUCUUAAAAUGAAGAAUCCAUAGAACCAUAACCCAAUUUUCAAUGAAAGAAAGUAAAAAAUAAUGUUCCAAUGUACAGUCGUGCUUCUGUUCUGUGGAAAGUUCCUUCUAGAGUGUUUCAUUAUGCUUGUGGAGCGAUAUGGUCCAGUGGAUUAGUCUACAUACAUUGAAACCGAGGAUUGUGUGGGUUUGAAUCCCAGCCAUGACAUAAUUUUUCAGCAAGUAACUGAUUCACAUUGUCCUGCGCUCCACCCAGGUGAGGUAAUUGGGUACCUGGUACUUGAGCGCAUAACAUCUAGCUCGGCUGAAGCUAGGGUAAUUAUGUUUAUUUAUUGUAAGCACUUUAGACUUCUGAUAAAGUAUCAGGCACUAUGUAAGAAAGGAUGUAUAAUUGAUGCCUUAUACUUUAUCUGACACAGUCUAUUUCAUCCAGCAGUUACCAUAGUAUAGUCAGGACUGCCAUGCUUCUUAGCCAAUCAAAAUCAAGGAAAUUUGUCAGAUCUGAUAAUUUGUCAGAGGACAAAGUUCGAUGAAUUACUCUCCAGAAGAUUUAUCUGUAUAUUGACUCAGAUCGAUCAUCAACAAUUUCAAACAUUUUAAAACAAGAAAGAACAUUCUUGCAUGAAAACAGAAAAUACUAGGUAAAUUUGAAUUUUGAUAAUAAAAUUAAAUAGAUUUUAAAUAAAACUUUAAUAAAUGUGCUGACCGGAGAAAGGGUCC